AGUGCCCAGCGAAGCACUGUAAGAACCACGUUCACGAAAACAGCCAAAUGACUACUGUUUCUAAGGAGAAACAUGGUAGUGUACGGAAAGAACAUGCUUCUGCUCAUUUGGGGAAUCUAAAGGCAGAAUAUUAUCGUUCCAAAUUUAACGAUGUUAUGAGGUUUCGGAUUCGCACGAUUCUGUAUCCAAUUAUUCGAGGAGAAACGCCUCUUAUAAGCAGUCUUCAAAAGCGAUUCCGUAAACCUUCUCUUGAUACAUACUUUGCUUUAAGUGCAUUUUUUGGUACUCACUUCUUCUUUUUAAUUUCAUUGCCUAUUAGUUUCUGGAGUGGUCAUUUGAGUUUUACAAUUGCGAUGGUUCAAUUAUUUGCAUCGGGGUGCUAUAUAACCGGCUUCAUUAAGGACUAUUGCUGUCUUCCCCGGCCCCGUUCUCCACCUGUUAAACGUAUAUCCUAUACCAAGGGCGCUAAUUUUGAGUAUGGUUUUCCCAGCACUCAUACCAUGAAUGCCGUUUCUACAGCCACUUAUUCGCUAUUCACGGUGUUGCAUUAUUCUCGUGAUGUUCCUUUAUGGCAAACAUUUACUCUCAUUUCUGUUAUCUUUCUUUAUGCCUUCUCCAUCAUGAUAGGCCGUUUGUAUUGCGGCAUGCACGGCUUUCUUGAUAUAUCUUCUGGUUGUGUCAUGGGAGUGAUUCUUGCUUACUUCCGCUGGACUUAUCGAUCCUUCUUUGACGAUUUGUUCUUUAGUCCCUCUAUCUUAGUCCCCUUGAUCUCUUUCGUUCUCUGUAUCUUUUUGAUAUGGGCAUUGCCAGACGCAGUUGAGAACUGUAUUUGCAUUGAAGAUAGUAUUUCUUUCGUUGCAGUAAUACUCGGAAUCAGUAUCGGUUCAUGGGCUAGUACCGCAAAAACGUACAACUACCUAAAAAUGCCUGCUUCUCAAUCGCUUAUUGUACUUAUUACUCGGAUUUGCAUAGGCGUUCCAGUUGUUGGGCUGUGGAAAGAAUUGGGUAAAUUUAUUCUUCUGAAAGUUCUUAUAAGGGUAUUCCAUUUUCUUGGAAAAGAGGAUUUAGAACCAAUUCGCAUUAGCCAACGGGGAAUUAAAACUGCUGCGGAUUCUGUAUUCAAUCAACAAAACACGACUGGAUUAGGCGUUUCCACCGCUCAUCGUGAUCACCCUCACCCUAUUAGAUUUGACCACGAAACUGUUGCUCGAAUUAUCAUAUAUGCAGGCAUUGGAUAUUUGGCGACGCACCCCCUUCCCCUUCUGUUUAAAUGGCUGAAGGUUUAACAUUCACUGAAGGAAUAGCCCCUACUUUAUCUACGCAUAUUAUUCAUCAAACUCAUGAUACUACACAAUGCAUAUCUGUUGAAAGAGACAGCUUUAUGGCUGUUAUAUUCAAAUGAAGGGAAAAUUAAUUACAAACGCGCUUCACUUACUAAAUUUGUUUGUUUAUGCUCUUCUAAAAUGAGUAUAGCAUUUUAGAUUAGAAUGUUGACAGACUGAACUUGUUUCACCAGAGUUUUCGGCUUCUGCUAAAAGGUUAAAAAGGAUGUAGUAUUAAAACGAGACAGAAACGAACAGAAACGAAAAAUUUUACAAGCUAAACUGGACAAUAUCCGAGAAAUGAUCACCACUUCUGUUCUUUUUUUUUUAGAAUCUUCUAACCGAAACUGAAAGCAGCAUCCGUUCAAUGACUUUCUGGUAUUUAUCGUUCGUGUGCAGAAGGCGUAGUAUGUUUAGCAUUUGAUAAACCUCUAGUGCUUCAGAAGAAGUCGCGGAAAUAAACACAGAAGCAUCGAAUUGUAACAGUUGGGGAACAAAAAUGUAGUUUCGAAAACAGACAAGGAGCAUCAUAUGCACAUUUUUUAAUGAGAUUGUUUGGUCAACCGACAGGCGGGCCAUUGAAGAACCAGCAGUAUUAUCCAACUGCAUGAGUUCCGAAACCGGCACAAAAAGACUUUCCAAAUAUGGUAAUACGUGUGUGUAAAACAACGUCCAACGCUGUAGCAAACUAGAUAAUGAAAAAUUAUUGGUUUCAUCAUGCAAAUAACUCUGAACUGCUAUCACGUCUACUCGGAUAUCAUGCAGCAUUAAUUGAAGGAGUUGAUCCACAUCAGCCUUUGAUGAACAAAGGCGUAUGCAUUGGUUCAGUACGUCAUUACUUGUUUCUAUAGUGGAUUCGAUACUGAAUUUCUUAUUUUGUUUCAGCGCUUCGAUAAGAGGACGAACUGUAGCAUAGAAUUCAUCCCAACAACUUUGAAUUGUAACUGGUCCCUUCUUGUGUUCUCGUAUAUGCAAUGAGUUUCGACAUCUUGAGAGUACCUUCUGUUUCGUGCUUACUCCAUUGGCAUGUAAUGAUUGUCUCUGAACUUUUUUUUCUGAGAGGGAUCCUGAAUUGUUUUCUGAGCUCUUUUUCCGAGACAUUGGAAAACAAAAACAUGGAGAUUUUCUCAUACUUAAGACACUUCAUGGAUACGUUUUCGUGCUUUAUCCAUGACGGUAUUGUCGCACUUGGCCUCAGGAAAUUUCUGUUUACAUUUAGGCAUCGAGGUCAUAUACUAAACAGAGUGACGAUAUAGAGUCGCCCAUUGAAAACAUGCGAAAAGUCUAAUAUUCUAAGCGAACCUUAAGUUCAAACGAAGAGCGAUAAGCAGGAAUCCUUUUCGGUUAACAAAAUUUGCUGCAACUGCUAAAAGAACUUUUUUUUGACA
Molecule: messenger RNA, 2710 nt
Organism: Schizosaccharomyces japonicus yFS275
Lineage: Eukaryota; Fungi; Ascomycota; Schizosaccharomycetes; Schizosaccharomycetales; Schizosaccharomycetaceae
Product: sphingosine-1-phosphate phosphatase
Exons: 6
Coding region: 48-1286 (412 amino acids)
Cellular component (GO): endoplasmic reticulum membrane
Source: RefSeq, a predicted model, not a curated record